Clunio marinus is the source of this 4521-nucleotide messenger RNA. NCBI's taxonomy places the organism in Eukaryota, Metazoa, Arthropoda, Insecta, Diptera, Chironomidae. The record is from the annotation of a GenBank genome assembly.
AUGAUGAAUUUAUGUUAUAAUUCCGAUCAGUACGGAUUCGCAAAAUAUAAGAAAUAUAAUUGCAAGAAGAAAAGAAAUCUUUCAAAAGACCUUAAACCUAAGCUAUAUCAAAGCAAAAAUCAAGAAAAAGAAGAAAUCACAAUAACUCACAUUAAGGAUAUUGGUUGCUUUGUCAGCCAAUAUUAUUGGCAAGGAAUCCCGGAAAUACGAUUGAAUCAGCAGAGCAAUCCAGUGAAAUCAGGCUUAGAGUAUAAUUUAUCGAGUACGAAGGAGAGAAAGAUAUUAUUACAAAGUUACAAAUAUCACCUGAUGUAUUUGGUCGAAUUGAAAUCACCAUUAAGAAAGGAAAAGCAACAUAAAAAGUUCAUAUUUAACUUAUUUGACUUCAAAUUACUUAAAAAAUCUCUUAUCAAAACUCAAGAAAAGUCGGAAAUAUUUGUACGAGUAAGAGAAAAAGAGAGCACAAAUCAGAGAAUCACCAAGAAAAGUUCACAUUUUAUUUCAUUUUGUUGUCUGACUAAUUUGUCUUUGGAGGCUCGACUCUUAUUAAUUAAUGAUUUAGCAAAGCAUUUAGCAAAAUUAAUUUUUUUUCUCGGAAGACUUGAGCCUUUGAAUAUGUUUCUUUGCAAAUUGCUAAACCUGUCGGCACUUCUACUGAUCCUAGUGCCACUAAUCAUCUCAUUACCACAUCCACAUCAUGAUGUGCAUAAACGAAGUUCCUUUUUCGACAUCGAUUGCAAAGGUGUCUUUAACAAAUCGAUAUUUUUUCGAUUGGAUCGCAUCUGUGAGGAUUGCUACUCAUUAUUCCGUGAAGUCGAGCUGCAUUCACUUUGCAAGAAACAGUGCUUCACGACGGAAUUCUUCAAAGGAUGUCUAGAGGCACUACAGCUCCAAGAUGAAGUGAAUGCCAUUAAAAGUUAUAUCAAAUUAGUGAAUGGAGCCGAUCCGAAUCUCUCGAGCAACUGAAAAUUGUGUUCAGUCUCUAUGCUUAAUCGAUCUGUAAGAUCUUGGCACCAUUUUCCUCUGCCACCCAUUCUCACACAUACAAAUUCAAACAAAAAGCCCCCAAUGAAGGAUUUCGACAGUCGGAUGAGAAGAAGGAGAAGAACAAUGGACAAAUCGCUUAAAAAAGGGAUAAUAAAAUCAUAAAAAUUCAAAACACAUACUCGCAUCCCCCUUGGCAUCCCCAAACGAAAUGUUAAACUGAUUGAGAGAAAGAAAAGGAAACAAGAAAAAAAAGAAGGAAAGAAAGAAAGAAAGACGGUGAGAGAGAGAGGGAGAGAAUAGAAGAAGUGAGUAAGAUGGGGCGAGCUUAUAGUCAUCAUGCUGUGAGUGUGUGCUUGGCCUAAACGAUGCUGGACAUCAACUUGUCAUACUUAUGAGACAAAAAAAAAUAUAAUGAAACGAACAAAGUUCCUGUAUAUGCCCAAGACGAAAAUAAAUAAGAAAAAAAAAGAGAAUUAAAAAUUUGCACACAAAACGAUGAGCUCAGACAAGCACACAUUCGCCCAGUCGGAUAUCGAUGUACUCGCUUUCAGACUUUCAUCAUAAGAACGUUUAGAAGCAGCAUGAAUGCAUGUUUUGGAUGAUGGUGCAGAAAGGGAGAAAGUUAAUAAAAUCAACUAUGAAUUCCGGCGCAAUCAACCACCGACCCCGAAAAAUGACAUUUUUUCUUCGUCCUCCAAUUUUUUUCUCUAUUAAACUUAAUCAACAUUCAAUCGAGGGAAUGGAAAUGAAGGACGGAAAGGGAGAAAGAAUUUAUAAUUCAGUUAAUUAGUCAUCGUUUGAUGAAGCUUUGGUAGCUGUCGCAUGUGCAUUUUAAAGAGAGACAUACACACAAUUUCGAUGGCUGAUGUUUAUGUUUUUAUGAUAUGACUUGACUGUACAUAAAUUAACAUCAUCCCAAUCUCAAAACUGUUUUGCAUUUAAUCAUCUGAAAAUUGUUUUCAUCGACUUCAUAAUAAUGCUGAACUCUUCUUCUCAUCAUCGAUAAUAUCAAAAAUUGUUUUCGUCGUGAUAAAAAUGUUAGAUUUUUCGCCUUAUUUACAACCAAUUUGAUAACUUUGUCACCAAUCACAUCAAAGCCAUCCAAAGUCAGUGCGGUUGAGUGCAAUAGAUCAAUAAACUGUUGUUCAAUAAAUAUCAUUCAAGAAUGCUGGGAGAGCUGUUUCACCACUGACUACUUUGUUGGAUGCGUCGAAGCAUUGAAGUUGGAAGAAGAUUGGGAGAAGUUUGAUAAGUGGAGGGAGAUCCUCGGAAAAAAGUAAAGACAGAACAACUUUCAAUCAGUUUUAUUGGCGCAGCGAAUUCAUCUACCCAAAACUUCAUCACCUCCCACCCUCCCCCCUUCCCCCCACAAACCAAUAAGGGUGAAUCGUCGAGCAUGCAAACACAAUGGAAUCACAAUUCAUACUAAAUGGGACCAAAAAUGUAGAUAUUAAUGACAAAACAUUUGUAACAAUGAUUAAUCACUUUAUGAAACAAGAAACUCAAUCCAUGUAGAAUAUUUUUUAAAAAACUGAUGAGUUAUUAAUUGAUCGGAAUGCAGCAAUCACGAUCGAUGCUGGAAGUUCGUGCUUGCGCGAGGAAAAAAAAGGGAAAGAAAAUUGUCACUCAUUUUUCUUCUUUUUUUUUUAAAUUCAUGAAAUGCAGUAAAAUUUGCAUGUUACGUGAACAGACGACGCAGAAAUAAAUGGGAUCCCGAAAAAAAUGAACAAAAAACUUUGAUGGCAAUUUUUGUGCAUUAAAAUACCGUCAUCAAGAUGGAAAUUUAUGUUCAUUUGGAUAGGAGAUAGCUGACUGUACACAUCAUGAAGUGUUCACGACUCUCUCGUAUUCCAAAUGGACAACAAAGUAGUUGAAACUGUUGAUUAUCAUUUCUCACGAAGGUUCCUAUAGUUUCUGUUAUUUUUCUAUAUAAAUAUAUUAAAUAUAUACAUAAAGAUAGCUAUAAAUAUUUCUUUUAUUCUAUUGUUGAAAGCGUACAGCAUUAAAAACAAGCAAAGCAUGCAAAUUGAGACGAAACAAACAUCUCGAACAAAUUUCUUUUAUUUGAAGAAGAAAAAAAAUUAUUUCAAAGAAAAUGAGAAUUUUUGUGAAAAACAAUCAAGAAUUGGAUUUUUUUUCUUCUCUCUCUACACUUGAAUAUACACAACAAUGGAAGAAAAGGAUUUUUUUAUAUACAAAGCCCCUAUUAAGCAGCAACCUAAUUUACGCAAACAUAGCAGCAAAUGAGAAUCAUAAACUCUCGCAUACCAUUAAACACCAAACCGACAAAAAGAGGAUUAAAUCAAUUAAAAUUGUGUAGUGAUGUCAACUUUUUUUUCUCCUUCUCUUCAAUGGCUCCAUAUCUCCAUAUAGAUGAGAGCAAGGCAAGGCACUAGAUGUGGAAAAUAUACUUUUUCAAUAGAGGCAUCUACAAAUACUUAUUUAGUAAAGAGGGUUGGCAAAAACAAAUUUCGCUAUCAAGCCAACGUUCGUUGUUGGGGUGAAUUUGAAUAUAAAUUAUUUCUUAAAUUUUUAAUAACAUCGAUUUUGUGAUGCAAAUAAUAUUUUCUGAUUUUGUUAUUCGACUUAAAUAUGUAGAACAACAAUUUCCACGCUUUCCAUUCGAUAGAAAAUGAACUAAACUACCGACAACAUCACACACAACAAUAACGUAUCAAAGUUCAUCAACAGUUGAAGAGCUUUUAUGGGUGAUAACUCAAAGAAAAUUUCCGCAUAUGUGGAUGAGAAAUUGUUGAAGAUAUGGCAUAAAGUUGCUGAUUAAGAUUUCACUUGAAUUAUUUGUUAAUUUGAGAAGAGGGAGAGAAAAGUUAUUGUAUUUAAAUUUAAUUAAAUUCUGGUCUGAUCGUAAGAUAAUAUAUUAAUUAAAAGAAAAUAGGAAAGGGUUGGGAGAUAAGAAAAAGAGAAGAAAAGAUGAAGAUGAAGAAGAAAAGGAAAAUGAAAAACUUUGUUUACCUGGUGAAGAGUGAAAUCACAAAGCAUACAAUCAAUUCAAGAAACUACGUUCUAUGGAACUUAUAUAAAGUCUUAGAAAUGAUUCGAUUAAAUUCUUAUGAAAACUCAAUUGCAGUUUGCAAAUAAAUUUUUCGUAAAAAUUUCUUUCCGUAGUUUUUUCAAUUCAACAACAUAAAUUUUAGUUAGCCGUAUUUUGUGAUUUCACUCUCCAAUCCAAUCACACAUUAAUCAACGAAUUACUUAAGUUUCUAUCAAAGAACAAAAAUACAAAAGAAAUUACUUAAAGAGAUGAUAUUGAUAUUAAACAUGAAAAAAAGCAUAAAUAAAUGUCAUGAAAAAUAUAAUUUCAUGAAACAAUAAUGAAAAAAAUGUGCAUUUAAAUACUUAAUAACUUGAAUCUAGUAAGAAAUUUAAUUUUUUUAAAUAUAUUAUUAUUAUUUAAAUUUCACAAAUUCUAUUUAAGCUUAAGGAUCUUCAUUUUAUUUUACUUUUUUUUUUGAUGAAUAAAGUUAAAAUAUGAUAUCUGUAUAAUUAUAUUAAUCGUUUGAGUUAUGAAACCCG